Lactuca saligna is the source of this 846-nucleotide messenger RNA. NCBI's taxonomy places the organism in Eukaryota, Viridiplantae, Streptophyta, Magnoliopsida, Asterales, Asteraceae. The record is from the annotation of a GenBank genome assembly.
AUGGCUUCUACUUCUUCAAACAUAAAACCCCAUAGUCAUGUCAGGUCCAUCAGCUUACCAUCUACAUCAGACCAGCAAUCCGUAUUUGAUGAGUUGUACAGAUUUCAAGGUUCUCAAGAACCCACCUCAUCUUGCUCAUCAUCAUCUUUCGUAAGCGAUAAACUAAAUCGUCUGAAUGAUAUGUAUGAAUCCAUCCAGCCAUUCCUUUCAUUGCCAUCAACCAAACAAUCUUUAGUCCAAGGGUCCCUCAAAGAACAGCUAAACAAGUUUUUGGAUGAACAUAUUGGGCUUUUGGAUCUGUGUACCAUCACCAAGGAUGCCUUGUUGAUAUCACUGGAUUAUGCCAAGGAACUCCAGUCGGUGAUUCGACGCCAGAAAGGAAAUGAUCACGGGCUGACAUCCUCAUUUGAGGCCUAUCUAUCGCACAGGAGAAAAGUGAAGAAGACCGUUUGUAAAACAUUGUCAGGUUUGCAGAAGCAUUGGUCCUCUUCGGUCAAGGAAGGCCAGAGAACAAAAUCAAACAUCAAUAUGUUGAAUAAAAUGAGACUAAACACAAUGGAAGUGUUUGAGUCGUUGUUGACAUUCCUUCAUCGAUCAAACACACAAUCAAAAGCCAAAAGGCUGGUCUUUGGUGAUGAAGAUGAUGGGCGGAGAGCGUGCACAUGUGAUCAAACACUAGAAGAAACUGAAGUUAAGAAGUUGGAUCAUGAGCUACAUGCCCUCAUCACCUACAAGAAAACAAAAUCAGAUAGCUUAGUUUUACACCAUAUACAUGAAGGGUUAGCAGAAAUGGAAUUCAGCCUCCUAGAUCUCAGUGAACAAGUAGACGCCUUUUCAGACACUUGA